AUGCUCAACUUGAGAUUCCAGGACCAAACCUCUCUCGACAUCGGCAGAAAGGAAGACAGGCCCAACAUCAAAAGACUCUUCAUUAUGCUGAGCCCAAUCAGAAUAAUCUAUCAUCCAGACACAAUCUAUGAUCCCCGGCUGGUGUUGAACAAUGCGGAGAGUAUCAAGAAGGAGUGUGUGUGGUACAGCAGGGAGAUUGACCCCCAGAACGACACUCCGUGGGUGGUGAUGCACUGGAGGGUCCGGGCAAUCUUCUUCGAAAACAUGGAACUACAUGACUUCCCAAGAGACGUGCAGGACAUUAGUGUGUAUGUGACGAGCGAGUGGGGAGCUGCCGACAUUGAACUCAUUUUGGAUGACGUGCGCAUGAGCACACUGGACAUGGCCAACUUCAGGGACUCUCAGGAGUGGUUCCUGUUCAGACAUGUUGAGGUGGAGAAGAUACCAGAGGAUCCGAACAGUACUGUCAAGUUGGGGUACACUGCUGGCUUCAUUGUGGCCAGGUGCAGAGUCCAGAGAAGAAUCAAGUACUAUGUGUUGAACCACGUGAGCAUCAUGCUGUGUCUGCUUGUUCUCUCCUUCAGUUUCUUCACUUUUGACCCCGUGUGGAAUCUGUACAGAAUAGGAAAUGCCAUGACCCUCCUUUUAGUGGCUGUCACCUUCAAACUCUCAGUCGCAGGCACUCUCCCUCCCAUUUCAUACCUCACUUAUCUCGAUAAGUACAUAAUGGGCGGGAUGAUCUACUUGAUCAUGUUGUGUGUGACCUUCGCCCUCAUAUCUCCCUGGAAGGAUAUCCCAGACAAGGCGGAAGUGAUUGACAGGUACGUGAUCAGAAGCAUGGGCGCUAUUUUGAUCACGUUCCACUCCAUGUACGCCUUGCAAUUCUAUAUUCACACCAACAAAAAGAUCAACCAGAUGAAGCGGAAGGACCAUAUCUAUUUAGAACAAUUGGCAGAAGGGGUGCCGAAGCGGACAAAAAGAAUUCGCAUUGACAAUGGAGGCUCAGAACAUGAUAGCGACGGACUCCUCGAGAGUCGCUGCUGACAAAAAACGUAUCAAUAUUACUCCAUC
This is a messenger RNA of Symsagittifera roscoffensis, 1071 nucleotides long. RefSeq lists its product as uncharacterized. The transcript has 6 exons. The record is from RefSeq and is a predicted model, not a curated record. Bases 1 to 1044 code for a protein of 347 amino acids. Gene Ontology annotation, biological process: nervous system process; chemical synaptic transmission; monoatomic ion transmembrane transport. Gene Ontology annotation, cellular component: synapse; neuron projection; plasma membrane. Lineage: Eukaryota; Metazoa; Xenacoelomorpha; Acoela; Convolutidae. Gene Ontology annotation, molecular function: extracellular ligand-gated monoatomic ion channel activity; transmembrane signaling receptor activity; neurotransmitter receptor activity.